AUGGCGACGGCAUCGCCCACCUUUGUCACAAUCUCGGCCCUCGACGCCGGCCAAAUCUCGCUCCCGGAGCACAUGUUUGUCAACGACGCGGACCCGGUAAAGAAGACCCUCGUCCCGUCGCUGUCGUUCCUCAUCCGCCACCCUGAGCCAGAUGGCAGCGUCACAAAUCUCGUCUUCGACCUCGGCGUCAAGCGCGACUUGAAGUACACGCCCGCGCAGCAAGCCGAGCUUGCUAUAUGGCAGCCUAUCAUUACGGACACGGAUUGCGCACAGAGUCUGCAUGACGGGCCUCUCUUGGAUCCGGCAAAGGACGUCGACUACAUCAUCAUCAGCCACGCCCACUGGGACCACACCGGCACGCCAUCAGAUUUCCCCUCUGCGACAUUCGCCGUGGGGUCGGGAACCCUGAAUCUCUUCAAGCACGGCGCCGGAUCGGCAUAUCCAUCAAUUUUCCUCAACCCCGACGAACUGCCUGCCAGCCGCACAAUCGAGUUUCCGCCCAUCUCUCGCACAGGCGUAUACGGCAACGAACCAUACGUCCCGAAACACACGCCGUUGCCGGAAGACACCCAGGCGAAGCCGCCUGCUGCAGCAGCGUCGUGGACAUGGAAGCCUUUUGACGAGUUACCGCAUACGCUCGAUUUCUUCGGCGACGGGAGUCUUUACGUGGUUGAUACGCCGGGCCACAUUUACGGACAUGUAAAUCUUCUUGCUCGCCUGGGGGAGCGAAGAUGGGUGUACCUUGCUGGCGACUGCUGUCAUGAUCGACGUCUGGUUACUGGCGAGAAGGAUAUCGGGCUGUAUGAUGAUGGACAUGGUGGGUUAAGGAGCAUUCAUACUGAUACGGCGGAGGCGAAGAAGUCGCUUGAUAGACUGCGGGAGUUUGCGAAGAAGAAGGGCGAAGAGGGGAUUGAGGUGGAGAUUGUGCUGGCGCAUGACCCUAUUUGGAGGAGGGAGAAUGCGCACAAGUGUUGGCCGGGGAAGAUGUAA
Molecule: messenger RNA, 990 nt
Organism: Trichoderma citrinoviride
Lineage: Eukaryota; Fungi; Ascomycota; Sordariomycetes; Hypocreales; Hypocreaceae
Product: Metallo-hydrolase/oxidoreductase
Exons: 2
Coding region: 1-990 (329 amino acids)
Source: RefSeq, a predicted model, not a curated record